Clupea harengus (Atlantic herring) is the source of this 3397-nucleotide messenger RNA. RefSeq names its product phosphatidylinositol 3-kinase, catalytic subunit type 3 (gene pik3c3). NCBI's taxonomy places the organism in Eukaryota, Metazoa, Chordata, Actinopteri, Clupeiformes, Clupeidae. The record is from RefSeq and is a predicted model, not a curated record. Gene Ontology annotation, biological process: endocytosis; autophagosome assembly; phosphatidylinositol-3-phosphate biosynthetic process. Gene Ontology annotation, cellular component: endosome; peroxisome; phagophore assembly site. Gene Ontology annotation, molecular function: 1-phosphatidylinositol-3-kinase activity.
GGAGCGACUCGUCUUGCCUGUAUUGAGACUUCUCUCUGUUGUUUUCUGUUGAGGCAAAAAUACAUCAUGUACAGUCACUUAUCUAUCACGGUAAUUUCAUUACCGUAAACACACUGUGUCGAAGUUGGGGAUAAGUUACACAUACCAGGCAGAUUUGUACAAAUAACUGUCUUCCUGUGACCUGGACAGCUUAUAGGUUGUUGACAAGGGAAAAGCUCGGUGCUGGUGGAUUUCUGGUAGCUAGCGGUCCCCUCAGCAUAGUGUCUCGGUUACGAGGCCUUGCAAAGCUACUGGAAAAGGAUAGUUUUCUUCGUAUCUGACGGCUUAUCUGUUUGGCGGGGUUUCCAACUGAAAGAAAAUGGACACAUUUAACUAUGUCUAUAGUUGUGACUUAGACAUCAACGUCCAACUGAAAAUUGGCAGCCUGGAAGGCCGCCGCGAGAGGAAGAGCUAUAAGGCUUUGCUGGAGGACCCCAUGCUGCGCUUCUCCGGCCUCUACCAGGAGACCUGCUCUGACUUGUACGUCACCUCCCAGGUGUUUGCCGAGGGAAAGCCUCUCGCCCUGCCCGUACGCACCUCCUACAAGGCCUUCAGCACACGAUGGAACUGGAACGAGUGGCUGCGGCUGCCACUGAAGUACCCAGACCUCCCUCAGAGUGCCCAGGUGGCGCUGACUGUUUGGGACGUCUACGGACCUGGCAGAGCCACUCCUGUAGGGGGCACCACUGUCACCUUAUUUGGCAAACAUGGAAUGUUCCGGCAGGGCAUGCAUGAUCUGAAGGUGUGGCCUGGCGUGGAAGGGGACGGGGCUGAUCCUAGCUCCACCCCCGGCCGCACCAGCAGCUCCUUGUCUGAAGACCAGAUGGGCCGCCUCGCCAAGGGUCCAGACCUGGAGGUACUGAGUGAUUUGACCAAGGCCCAUAGGCAAGGUCACAUGGUUAAAGUGGAUUGGCUGGACCGGUUGACCUUCCGGGAGAUAGAGAUGAUCAAUGAGAGUGAGAAGCGCAGCUCCAACUUCAUGUACCUGAUGGUGGAGUUUCCCAGGGUGAAGACUGGAGAGAGAGAAUACAGCAUUGUCUAUUAUGAGAAGGAUGGGGAUGAUAACGCCCCUCUUCUCAGCAGCUCAGACAUGGUCAAAGUGCCGGACCCCCAGAUGUGCAUGGAGAAUCUGGUGGAGAGUAAGCACCACAAAUUGGCUCGUAGCUUGAGGAGUGGACCGUCUGACCAUGACCUGAAGCCCAACGCUGCUACCAGAGACCAGCUCAAUAUCAUCGUCAGCUACCCCCCAACCAAGCUGUUGAACUCUGAGGAGCAGGACCUGGUGUGGAAGUUCCGUUACUACCUCACCACUCAGGAGAAGGCCCUGACUAAGUUCCUGAAGUGUGUGAACUGGGCGCUGCCCCAGGAGGCCAAGCAGGCGCUGGAGCUGUUGGGGAAGUGGAGGCCCAUGGACGUGGAGGACUCUCUGGAGCUGCUCUCCUCACAGUUCACCAACCCCACCGUCAGACGCUACGCCGUGGCCCGCCUGGAGCAGGCCGACGAUGAGGACUUGCUGAUGUACCUGCUGCAGCUGGUGCAGGCCCUGAAGUAUGAGAGCUACACAGACAUCACCAGCGGCCUGGAGCCCAGCAACAAGAGGGACAGCCAGGGGGGGAUGGGGGAGAGCACCACUUUGGGAGACCUGGACAGCUCACAGGUGUCUACAGCAGCUGCCCCCACCACACAGAGAGGGAAGGAGGGAACAGACGGAGACAUCCUGGAGCAGGACCUAUGUACUUUCCUCAUCUCGCGAGCCUGUAAGAAUUCCACGCUGGCAAACUAUCUAUAUUGGUAUGUGAUCGUGGAGUGUGAGGAUCAGGACACACAGCAGAGAGACCCAAAGACCCAUGAGAUGUACCUGAGCGUCAUGAGGAGGUUCAGCCAGGCUCUGCUGAAGGGGGAUAAGAGUGUGAGGGUGAUGCGCUCUCUGCUCGCGGCCCAGCAGACGUUUGUGGACAGACUGGUGCAGCUCAUGAAGGCUGUGCAGAGAGAGAGUGGCAACCGCAAGAAGAAGACGGAGCGACUGCAGGCCCUGCUGGCUGAUAAUGAGAAGGUGAACCUGUCUGAGAUUGAGCCCAUCCCCCUCCCUCUGGAGCCCCAGGUCCGCAUCAAGGGCAUCAUACCAGAGACCGCCACACUCUUCAAGAGCGCCCUGAUGCCUGCUAAGCUGAUCUUCAAGGCAGAGGAUGGAGGCUUGUACCCCGUUAUCUUCAAACACGGAGAUGACCUCAGACAAGACCAGCUUAUCCUGCAGAUCAUAUCACUCAUGGACAAGUUGUUGCGGAAAGAAAAUCUGGACUUGAAGUUGACUCCAUAUAAAGUCUUGGCCACCAGCACAAAGCAUGGUUUUAUGCAGUUUGUUCAGUCAGUACCUGUCGCUGAAGUGUUAGCUACUGAAGGAAACAUUCAGAGCUUCUUCAGGAAACAUGCACCAAGUGAAAAAGGGCCCUAUGGCAUCAGCCCAGAAGUCAUGGACACAUACGUGAAGAGCUGUGCGGGCUAUUGUGUGAUUACGUACAUCCUGGGCGUUGGAGACAGACACCUGGACAACCUGCUGCUUACCAAAACAGGGAAGUUGUUCCAUAUUGACUUUGGUUACAUCCUGGGUCGUGACCCCAAGCCCCUCCCCCCUCCCAUGAAGCUGAGUAAGGAGAUGGUGGAGGGGAUGGGAGGCAUGCAGAGUGAACAGUACCAGGAGUUCAGGAAGCAGUGUUAUACCGCCUUCCUACACCUGCGCAGGUACUCCAACCUGAUCCUAAAUCUGUUCUCUCUCAUGGUGGAUGCCAACAUCCCUGACAUUGCACUGGAGCCUGACAAGACUGUUAGAAAGGUGCAAGACAAGUUCCGAUUGGACCUUUCCGAUGAGGAGGCGGUGCACUACAUGCAGAGUCUGAUUGAUGAGAGUGUGGGGGCGCUGUUUGCUGCAGUGGUCGAGCAGAUUCACAAAUUUGCACAGUACUGGCGAAGAUGAGCAGGACUCCGCCUAACUCAGACUAACUGACAGCUGCUGCUAUAGCAACAGGAGAACUCACAGCGGUGAUCGGAACGAAGGAAACUAUGAAAGAGAGGGAUGAGGCGAAUGAAAGGCACUGUGCCAAGAUCUGAUGAAGGAGUGUGCACUGCCAACCUGAACUUGAGGAUAUCUCUCCCUCUCACACACACACGCACACACACACUAACACACGCACAAACAUACACACACUAACACACGCACACACACACACACAAACAAACAGUGCCCUGAUUGCUUCUGAGUGUGUUUUUGUACAUAGGAUACAUUUGUAAUAUAAAAAAAAAACCUGUAUGAAACUGUUUAUGCACAAAGAACGGCCAAAUAAAGAGACUGGAGAUGAACGCA